Molecule: messenger RNA, 2139 nt
Organism: Penicillium brevicompactum
Lineage: Eukaryota; Fungi; Ascomycota; Eurotiomycetes; Eurotiales; Aspergillaceae
Exons: 2
Coding region: 1-2139 (712 amino acids)
Biological process (GO): chromatin remodeling
Cellular component (GO): Swr1 complex
Molecular function (GO): ATP-dependent H2AZ histone chaperone activity
Source: RefSeq, a predicted model, not a curated record
AUGGCUGAGAAGCGCAAGCUUCCACCGCGCGAGCGACGCGAACCCGCCAAAAGACGUGUCUCCGAGGCCACGCCGCAAUCACACCGGAAGAAGGCGCCCACACCACGCGCUCCAUCUCCAGUAGAUGCGCCUUUGCCGACAAAGAUCAAAGAUGCAGACGUUUUACCUAUUGUCCGCACGCGACAGCCUGAAAAUCUCUCGGACAAAGAAUAUCAAUCUAUCGCUGAAAGUGCCGUCCUCUUAACCUCUCUCGAACGGUCAAAGAAAAAAUGGCUGAGCGAUGGCAUUCUCGUUCGCUAUUACACUAAACCCAAGAAAACAAAGCGCGAACAGACCGAAAAGAAGAACCCAUCGAAGGAGUCUAUGCUCAAAAUCGGCCCAUGCGACGUCACCAUCGGACCCCAUCUAUUUGACGCCAUGAUUUACGUUGUUAAGGACCCUAAUGCGCCUCCAUCAUUGCAAUACACCGCCCCUCAACGACCUCCCGGCGUUCAAUGGGGCGUUCCCCAUACCCCAUACCGACCCUACGGCUCCCCGUCGACCGCGCAACGACCCGCUCAAUAUUCACCGGCCCCGGCCGGGCGACCUGGAUACCCAGGCAGUCAGCCCUCGCCGCAACAAAACCGACCGAACCAAAGCAAUACGCCGUCAUCUCAAGGGGGACAGCGGCCAGCGCAGGGACAAAAGGGCCCGAACGGCCAGCCAGCCAAGCCCAGUCCAGACCCUGUGAUUCAGAUGCUGGCCACAAGAGCAGCUGCGGACCCUGAUCUCAAGGCACUGAUGCGUGUUGUAGCAUCGAGCCAGGCUUCGCAGGAACAGCUCCGGGCUUUCCAGGCACACAUCGACGAAUUGAAUGCGAUCAUCAAAUCCCGAGAGCAGCAAGAACAGCGACAACAAUCAGCGACAGGGACGCCCACUCCAGCGCCUCAAUCACAGUCUACACCCCAACCCCCACAGAAGCAAGAAGGUUCGGAGAAGCCAACCCCUGCGGCGCAAACACCUUCAACCACCGACCCGGUGAAGGUUAAGGAAGAACCCACACCCAAGAGCGUGGCUCCGUCUCAACCAAAACCGUCCAGCACAGUGCCAGCAGCCGCGCCGCCUCAGCCUGCGACUCCCGGUCCUUCAACCGUCCCACCCGCUGGGCCAACACCGGCACCUCCCCAGCAAACUCCGGCCAUACAGCCUACGCCACCAGCACCAGCUGGGACACCACAGUCUGCAACACGCCCAAUACCCCCUCAUCCUUCUUUCCAGCAACCCUCCUAUGGAACCCAACCUCCCAUUCAAUCCCGGCCCCCAUUCUACGGUGCACCUGGCCAGUUCCCCCGGCCCCCGCCAAUGCCCGUUGCCCCACCGCGUGUAAACUACAAGUCUGUAGUGUUCGAAUUUACAUCCCCAUUGACGCCAUACGGAAGCAGCACCUCAGGCCACGCUGGCUCAGGAGACCGCUACCUCUUCCCCGAACACACGAUCCUAGAAUGGCUUCCCGCCGAGAACACAGUCAUCGCCUCAUUCCUAGUCGUUCGAAAAGUCGACCCAAACACACCCUUCCCCCUCGAAACCGCCACAGAAGCUGCAGCCAAAAGCAAAGCCAAAGGCAAGAGCGCAUCCAAAGCCAAGGGCGACAAAAAAGUGAAAGAUGAAAAGGGCCAGCAACCAGCGCAAACCUCUACCCCAACCCAGCCAGCCCCAACCGACACACCCCAAAAACAAGAGCCCACAGACCCCGCCACACCAGGUAUGCCCGGUACACCCUCCGAGGCCAACUUGAAAGAAUACUACCAGCCGGUAACAUUCCGCAUUCACGCCCCGAAUGCUAAGAUUCUCGAGCCGCUGGCCCGCGUAGUCAAGCCGGCGGACGAGGUUCGGAAAUACAUGAAUGAAAUCAUGGACCGCGCUGAACGCUCUCCGGAUGGAUACCUGGCGAUGCAGCUUCCUCAUGAGCAGGCUCAGGAGUCUGUGGAUGGUGAAGCGACGCCCGUUUCUUCUGGUGCAGGCACCAGAAGCCGUCUUUCGCGUGUUCAGCUGGCGGAGGAGUCGGAGGUGGAGAGUACUGGGUUUGAAUUCGAGGAGGAAGACGAGGAUGAUUUGAAGGAGUUUUAUGAUGCUCCCAGUGGGUUGGCGCCGAUGGCGUAA